AAAAAAGUGAAACAAGAAUGAAAUAAUAGUUAAGCUUAUUAAAUCUAACAAGCAAUUAACCUAAAACUAAGGCUAGUAUUAUUCACAAAGUUUCAGACUAAAAAAAGAAAAUGAGUAGUUUUGAUGUUUUAGGAAAAAGUCCAUACAAAAGCAAUUUCAAUCGAUAAAACUCAAGACAUCUUCUAAAAGAGUAUCAACCAAUAACAAGUAGAGUUAAUUAGAGAUAAAGUUUUAAAUCACCCCCUGAAUCAACAAAGAACAGCAAACCAAUCAGUAUUAGCAAUAACAGUAUAAAAUUAUAAGUAUUAUGUCAAAGAUGAGUUAAAAUAAAUGGACUCCUAAAAAAGAGCAUCUUAAAAGUCUUAUUAAUACUAAUUAAAAGCCCUGUUAGGCAGUGAAUAAGAAAAACCUACAUUUUUUGAUUAAACAAAAAGUAAAUUGGAAAUACAUAUACUUAGGAAUAAAUACAUAAAUAAAUUCUAAUAUUUUACCUCAAUCACCAAAACAAAAUAUCAAAACAAGUCCAGAUGUCAAAUAUAGUAAAAUAGAGAAUUCAAAAAGCAAAGCUUCUUUUUAAAAUACAAAUUUGAGUGUUGCUGAUAAAAUACUUCAAUUGGAGAAAAACAAAUAGAAGAUAAUUUCUAUGUAAUUGAAACUUGCAAAGAAUAUAAAAUAGAGACCACAAAAAUAAUCUUUUCCAAUAAUUCCUGUAAUGGAAAAAUCAGAGCCACAUAAUUUUUAACAAAAUUAAAAAAAGUAAUUACCUUAGACAGCUUUGGUUGUUUUAUAAAAUUAUAGCGAUGUUUUGAGUGAUUUUGAAAAAAAGGAGAUAAUAGAUUAUGAAACAAUUUAUUAUUUAGCACCAAAAUAAAUAACAUAAAAUUAGAAAGAUUCUCUUGGAACAUAAUUCAAUAAUGGAUUUGAUACAUAAGAGUAUAUUCUAUUUAAUAAAUAUUUUUAGUGGAGAUUAUAUAUUUAUAAAAUAAGAUUAGAUAGCAUAUAGAUAUGAAAUGUUAGAGAAAUUAGGACAUGGUAGUUUUGGUUAUGUUUUUAAAGUGAUGGAUCAUAAACAUCAUUAAUAAGUGGCAUUAAAGAUAAUUAAGAAUAAGGAAAAAUUUUAUAAAUAAGCUCUUAUUGAAAUAGAUAUUUUAAAAGUAGUAAAUAAAGCAGAUGUUUCAUGUUGUUUAAUAAAAAUGUUGAAUUAUUUCGAAUUUCGAGGUCAUAUCGUAAGUUAAAUAAAUUAAUUUAGGAAGUGCAUGGUAUUUGAACUUUUAAGUUGUAACUUAUAUGAAUUCAUAGCAAUAAAUGAUUUCGUUGGUUUUGAUCUCGAUUUAAUUAGAAGAUUCGCAAUAUAAAUCCUUCAAGGUCUUCUCUACUUAAAGGAAUGCAAUAUAAUUCAUUGUGAUUUGAAACCUGAGAAUAUUCUCCUUAAAGAUUUUAAUAGAUCAGGUAUUCGGAUAAUUGAUUUUGGUUCCAGUUGUUUUAAUAAUCAAAAGAUAUACUCAUAUAUAUAAGUAUUUUUAUAAUUCUAUUAUUAUAGAGUAGAUUUUAUAGAGCUCCUGAAGUUGUUUUAGGUUUAGGUUACUCUUCUUAAAUUGAUAUGUGGAGUUUCGGAUGUAUUAUUGCAGAACUCUUUACUGGAGAAUCAUUAUUUUAAUCUAAAUCAGAAAAAGAGUUACUAUUCUUAUAAAUUAAGGUUAUUGGUAUGCCUCCAAAGGAAUUAAUUGAAUAAGGAUCUAGAAAAUCAAAAUUUUUUGAUGAAAAAUGUUAACUUAAUUAUAAAAUUUAGGAUUAGGAAUUAUUAUAAGAAAUUAAAACUCUUAAUUAACAUUUAUAAAAAGCAGAUCCUUAAUAUUAAGAUGUAAUCUUUAUUUAUUGAUUUAAGUUUGUUAUUAAAUGUCUCAAAUGGAAUCCAGAUUAGAGAAUGACACCAGAGGAAGCUUUAAUUCAUCCAUGGAUUAUUAAUGGAUUACCCGCUACUGUUAGAAAAUAACAUAUUCAAUAAAUGAAAAAUUUCAUGGCUAUUCCAGAAGACUUAGAUUUCAAAUAAGGAUAAGGUGAAUAAUAAAAUCAAUUUUAAUGA
Messenger RNA from Paramecium sonneborni, 2083 nucleotides. The record is from the annotation of a GenBank genome assembly. Lineage: Eukaryota; Ciliophora; Oligohymenophorea; Peniculida; Parameciidae.